UUUCAACUUUUGAGUUAGGAAAACAAAAAUUGUGUAAAUAAGCGUAAAACGCGCAAAACAGUGCUGCCCAUUCACGCAUUCACCAAAAUCCAACUAACAACGCUUAUCACACCAAAGUCAAUGUCUUCCUCUGAGGCUGAAGUCGACAUCAGCGUGGUGUCCAGCCCCGAACCCAGUCCGGCCGGUUGUGGGAAUGGCCGCGACACACCCUUGCGUUCCGCUUCGCCGGCGCCCUCCAACGGCAGCACACCAACCACUACAUCAACGCCAACCACAGCCGCCGGCACACCCACAUCCAGUUCACACUUCCACAGCCCGACCACCACAGCGCUGGCCGCCGUACCGCCUACGGUGCUGCACCAUCACCUACAGCAUCACUUAAGUAGUCUGAGCGGUCAUCCGGUGGCGUUACAUCAUGCACUCCACAGUUUCGGCCACCUGCAUCCAGCGCAUCCUGCCUACCCGGCGCACCAGCAGUUGCUGCAACAUGCGGCGGUCACACCGACACCUGGUCAACUGGCAAUGGUCUCAGCGGCGGUGGAUCGACUUAGUCCACCAGCUAUGGCUGCCAUGGCGCCACACUCGCCCGAACGCAAUGGCGGCGAUGAUCUUACCUCGCUGACAUGCAGCAAUAACAACAAUAAUAAUAAUAACAAUAACAAUAAUAGUAAGCUUUUCAAUCACAACAACAAUAGCGACAGUAAUGGCAGCAGUCAGAAUAUGGCGCUGGGUCGCGUUGAGACGAGCAACGGUUGUGGUGCGGCCGGCGGUAAUGGCAAGGUGACAACGGGCAAUGGUUUUACAAGUUUCUCUAUAUCGAGCAUCCUCAGUCGCAGUGAACCGACUAAAAAGAGUGGCUGUGGCCAUAAUGGGCCAACGUUAAUCACACCGAUACCACAGCUGCCACAACCGGGCGCCGGUGGACCACAGGAUGCGGCAAUGCUUUCGAGAUUGGGUUUCAUCUCACAAUGGGGCGCUUUAGCUGGCCGUUACGCAGCGCUAUGUCCUCCAGGUUGGCCGUGGGCGCCGCAACGUAUGCCAUUCCACAGUCCCACACACGAUAGUUCCUCCACUAACACAACGGAGAAUCCCUCCUCGCCCACAUCGCUGAGUCCAAAUCAUAUUGGGAACAAUAAUAGUAGCAACAACCACGGCAGCGGUGGCAACAAUGGCAAUAACAAUGGCACCAAAUCGCCUUCACCACAUGGUUACAGUCACAACCAACAACAGCAUCCACAUUCGGCACAUCCGCACCAACCCGUAACGCCCACUAGUAGUAGCGGUGGCAGUGCCGGACAUCCGCAUCUUAGUCAUCACAGUUCACAUUCGAACUCGAGCUACUUGCUACCCAGCAGCUCUAACGAGUCGGAUGACGAUGGUGAAGAGAUCAUCGAAGAGGACGAUGGCAAUGAUGGUCCAUCGGACGGCUCCUCGCCGCAGGGCGGCGAUGGAAAUCAGACGAAACGCAAGAAGAAGACACGCACCGUUUUUUCGCGUGCACAAGUCUUUCAGUUAGAGUCUACAUUCGAUCUGAAACGCUACCUCAGCUCAUCGGAGCGCGCCGGUUUGGCUGCUUCAUUGCGUCUAACCGAAACACAAGUGAAAAUUUGGUUUCAAAACCGUCGCAACAAAUGGAAACGCCAAUUGGCGGCCGAAUUGGAGGCAGCCAAUAUGGCAAAUAUGGCACACGCAGCGCAGCGUUUAGUACGCGUACCAGUGCUCUAUCACGACGGCUCUGGCACGGGAUUUGUGCCGCCACCACCGCCACACCAUCAUCCUAUGCAGUACUAUGCGGCAGCAGCAGCGCGUAAUACAAGCCCGCCACGUCCGCCACUUUCGUCGCUGGUAUAGGGUGUGGGGUGC
Molecule: messenger RNA, 1863 nt
Organism: Anastrepha obliqua
Lineage: Eukaryota; Metazoa; Arthropoda; Insecta; Diptera; Tephritidae
Gene: Hmx
Product: homeobox protein Hmx
Exons: 3
Coding region: 121-1851 (576 amino acids)
Biological process (GO): regulation of transcription by RNA polymerase II
Cellular component (GO): nucleus
Molecular function (GO): DNA-binding transcription factor activity, RNA polymerase II-specific; RNA polymerase II transcription regulatory region sequence-specific DNA binding
Source: RefSeq, a predicted model, not a curated record